Molecule: messenger RNA, 1146 nt
Organism: Rosa rugosa (rugosa rose)
Lineage: Eukaryota; Viridiplantae; Streptophyta; Magnoliopsida; Rosales; Rosaceae
Product: F-box protein At3g07870-like
Exons: 1
Coding region: 1-1146 (381 amino acids)
Molecular function (GO): protein binding
Source: RefSeq, a predicted model, not a curated record
AUGACAACCAAAGUUUGCCAGAAUAAUGGCGGACUAGUACCAAACCAAGAUGAUAAAAAGCCCUACCUUCUUCAAUUACCGGAUCACAUAAUAGCGGAGAUCUUGUGCAAACUUCCAACCAAAACGCUCGUUCAAUGCCAGCUUGUGUGCAGGUCUUGGCGCUGUUACCCCCACUUGUCUAGAGACCUGUUUUCACGAACACCCACAUGCCUUUUGCUCUACGACUGGAGCCCGCGCUGCAGAUUGUUCACACUGGUAGACCUCAAGAACAACUUAAUUCAAGAUGCCGUAAUGAAGUUUCGUAGUGAUGGAAAUCCCACAUACAAUCAGCCAUAUGUAACUGUUGUGGGUUCAUGCAAUGGCUUCCUUUUUCUAUACGAUUUUGCCUGGGGUUUAUUUGAUAGGACGGGUUUUCGUUUUUACAUAUCCAAUCCUUUGACCGGUGAGUCUUUAUCUCUUCCACCUACUGAUACUGGUGAACAGGAUGAUGAUAUUGAAGGUUUUGGUUUUGGUUUUGGAUUUAGUCCUAUCAGUAAUGCCUAUAAAGUACUUCUGUUUGUGCCUGUAAUCCAUGAACCUGACAAAGUGGAGGUAAAGGUUUUGACUCUUGGCUCGUGGAUUUGGAGAAGCAUUGGGAAUUAUGUGUUCUCAUCUCUUCGUGAUCAAUCACGUUAUCGCGAGAUUUAUCUCAAUGGUUUUCUUCACUGGAUUGGUGGCUCUAUUGAGGGCUCUGGUAUAAUUGCCUUUGACGUUGAGAGGGAGUGUUUUCAAGAGUUACCCCUGCCACCUUCUUGUUUAAGUUUAAAUGUAAGCGUCACUUUAGACCUCGGAGUCUUGAAAGGUUGCCUGUCUGUAACAGUUAGCUCUGGUACCAAACUCAUUGUUUGGGCGAUGAAGGAUUAUGGCUGUAAUGAGUCUUGGACCAAAGACUUGGAAAUAAGCGGCACUGAUCUGUUUGAUAAACAAGUGAUGGAAUACACAGAAGAGGGGAAAGCGUUAUUGUUAGAUAGACGUAGACUUCAGGUGUAUACUCCUGGAAGAGAGGGUCUUGAGAUGCUCGUGGUAGAUGGGAGACAGCAUUCAAUUAUAACGUCAAAAUUUCCUUACAUUCCAAGCUUGGUCUCAAUUAGAGAUAUCACCGGGUAA